GCGAAAUAACCGCUAGCUCUCGAGUGGUAGGUGUAGCGUACGCGCGCGUUCGCUUUGCUGCAGUUUCGUGUACGGCGCCGAGACACGUCGAACUCCUUCGCCACAACAGGGUUACCGGGUCACACCGUGUCGAUAACGUAUAACACACACACACACAUACACAUACAAAUAUAAAUAUAUACGCACAAGGGAUAGGGUAAUAUACGCGUACACGAGCAGGUAUUGCACGUCGUCGUCGUCGUCGUCGUCGUCGCGUUAAACCCCGUUUGACGCGAUGUGAGAUCAAAAAGACACCGCCACAGCGCGAUAUGGACACCGUUGUCACGUCUCGUCGUCUGGAUAAUAAUAUAUUGCCGGAUGUAUAAUAGAACGCGUGUGAGACUUGAACAUUUGACAUACGCCGCCCGGGCACCACGGUCGUUUUGUGUACACACAAAAUAGAUAUAUAUAUAUACAAUAUACAUAUGACGCGUAAAAGGACAUUCUCCGAUGUACUUGCCGCCGAUUAUUAGUAGGUAUUGUCAUAACAGUAAUAAUGUGUUCUAUUGUCUCGCACCGUACAGAACGUACGCGGUCAAUCGCGGUGUCUUGACCGCGCGGGCGAUGAGAGAGUUAGUCCUCUUACCUCGUCGUCGUCCCGGAAGUCCUGCGUCGGCGAUAUUAUGAUUGCGAACGCAGACGUGCGACGUCGUCUUAUUGUUCCUCCGGCCAGUUUAAAGGUAUAAUACCUAGUUGGUAUAGAUAUUUUUACCAGCAGUAAAUUAUCCGAAGUUUUAUUCGUAUUGUUGUAUAUACUAAGCAUAAAUAUUUUCUGGCGAAUCGGAAAACUGAUACCAAAUCUAUCACAACGGAAUGAUUGAAUACAAAAUACCACCAAAAUAUUUAAAGCGAGAUGAAGUAUAAUGAAAGGCACCAAUGGAUCAUGUCACAUCAUUAUAUUAUCUACACACAAAAAUUAACAUUAACCAAGUAAAAAUUUAAAACGACAAAAUAAAAAAAAAAUUAAUAUAUAACAUCGAAAACCGCUUGUCUGAACGAGGGAAAUUAAAAACAUCAACUAUGUCCAUCGCUACACCGGACGAAGAUACUCGAGUGAUGAAGGUCGAAAACAGCGAUGUGCCCACUAUAUUCAACCCGCGGAAGCCUAGACUUUCGCAAAGUAACGCCGUGCUGACGUCAGACCACAAACCUUAUGGUCCUUUCUCGCAUGUGCUGUCCAGAAGCCAAUCACUGUGUCAGCCCGAAGACGUGGAACAGGUCGAACAGUGCCAGCGGAGGCAGUUGGGCGUGUUCAAAAGGCUGAAGAACAAAUGUUGUUCGAAACAUGCGAGGAAGGUAUAUUAUGGUUUGUGCGUCACUUUCUUUGUCACCGCGUCUUGGGUGGGCGCUACGCACGCCAUCAAGUACCUGUACAUGUACCAUCCGACCAAAUAUCCGGUGCUCACAGGCAGCGGUAUUAAUUUUUCGUCCAUACACCAGCAAACGCUGAUGACGUACAACGCGCCAUUCUUUACCACGUGGUUUUGCACGAACUGGACAGUGCUGUUCUUUCCGCUGUAUUUCUUCUGUCAGCUGGGCAGCCCCAACUACCAGACGCCCACAGACAUACUCGGCGAGAGCGUCCGGAACUUUCGGGACCGCGGUUUCACCGCCGCCCACUUCCUGACCAGAUGCUGCAUGUUCUGUAUGCUGUGGGUGUUCACCAACUACCUGUACAUACACGCGCUCAGCAUACUCGUGGCCACCGACGCCCUAGCCCUGUUCGCCAUCAACGUGUGCUGCGUGUAUCUGCUGUCUUGGGUUAUACUCCACGAUCAGUUCGUUGGCGUCCGGAUUGUGGCUGUCAUCCUGUGCAGCACAGGCGUGGCUUUACUCGCCUAUAUGGAUGCCGGCAUAACGAAUAAAAAGAAAACGAUGACCGGGGUUUUGUUAGCAGCUCUAGCUGCCGCCGGGUCAGCUGUGUAUAAAGUCAUGUUCAAGAAAAUGAUCGGCGAUGCUACUUACGGUCAAGUUUCGUUAUUUUUUUCGCUCAUAGGCCUAUUGAACGCUGCGCUCCUCUGGCCAGUGUGUUUAGUUUUAUACUUCUCCGAAGUCGAAAUACUUCAUUGGGACCGUUUGCCUUGGAUGAUACUAUUAUCUGCCAGCACGUUGUCAUUGGUCGCUAACUUACUGGGAAAUUUGAGCGUUGCGUUCACUUACGACAUUUUCAUUACGUUUGGACUAAUCACCGCGGUUCCCGUAUCUGCAGCCAUUGACAUAACCAUACAUGAUGUACAGUUUUAUGGUAUGAAACUUGCUGGCAUCAUACUUAUAUCAAUUGGUUUCUUAUUGGUCAUGUUUCCUAACAACUGGCCAGAAUACAUUUUCCGAUUACUCAGGAAUAUAAUACUACUGAGUCAUAGCGCUAGGUGGAGCCGGAAGAACCGGGGUUUGCCACCAAAUCCACCAAAAGUGGAAAUUGACUACCGGACCGGGUACAUCAGAUCGCAUUUGCGAUCUCCGUCCGGUCGGGUAAGGUGACCAACUACUACCGUUAGUGCCAAUGCCGUUUACGUACCACGGAAGUCAACAACGUUAUACGUCGCUAUCGAUAAAUUGACCGGAAAACGUUGUAAUAAUAAUAAUAAUAAUAAUAAUAAUAAUUGUCAUAAAAAUUAUUCAUUGAAUUUAGUCGCAAUAGUUUUGCGAAUGUUCCGAUUUCAUUUCUUAGCCAUUUUACUUCUAUAUAUAUAAAUAAUAAAUCUUAGAGACAGUGUUUGAAUUAAUAUCAGUGUAGGGGUGAACUAUAACUUUAAAUUAAUAGACGUACAUUAUCAUAAUUUGAAUAUGUGAUAAUCAGAUUUUUUGGAAUCAGAUCAAUUUUAUUAUUAUUCCAAUUCGAGCACACUUUAAAAGUAUAAUAUUAAGACAUAUCCGUACAGCAGGUUCGUGUUUCGUGUAUAUUGUAUAAUAUAUUACUUUAUUAUGUACAAUUGUUAUUAUUAUAAUUAUUAUUAGGUACCUACCUGUGUAGAUAAUGUUUGUCAACUGACAACAGAAAUGAACAACAUUUUACGAUUUCUUUUACUUCUUGUUUAAUAUAAAAUAAAACGUAAUAAACUCGCGUAUUCGUAUGAUAUAGGUACUUACAUAUUAUUAUCUGUUUAAAAUCACGUUAAUGUAAUUUAUAAUGUGUUUAAAAAUGUAUACUUAUAUACUGCGAUGUCGCGCAUUUAUGAAGAAUUGCAGGAAACAUCUUGUGGAUUAAAAAGACGACAAUAUAUCCGUCCACGAGCAAUACCAUUGUAUAA
Molecule: messenger RNA, 3290 nt
Organism: Melanaphis sacchari
Lineage: Eukaryota; Metazoa; Arthropoda; Insecta; Hemiptera; Aphididae
Product: putative thiamine transporter SLC35F3
Exons: 14
Coding region: 1060-2520 (486 amino acids)
Source: RefSeq, a predicted model, not a curated record